CGGAAUACUCUAAACAAAUUCCCUCCUUUUUCACCCCUUCCGUUUUCCAAUUACAAUUUGCCACAUCUCAACUCUUAUUUUUUCUCUUACAUGGCAACAAUCUAAUGGUUUAAACUAAUAUUCUCUUACUCUCCAUCCCACAACAGAUACUAUCCCACUAGACAUUCCCACUCACACUGCUUUCACAGAAAUUUUGAGUGUUUAAUAAUCCAACGGUCAAGGGGCUAACCAUAUUCCCAUUUCUAUGAAUUCAUAUCGUCCGAUUUUAUCUUUCAAUACGAACCGUAGGAUAAAGUCAGAAAUUAAAUCCCACCAUUGAAUAUGCACGAAAUUGAAUUUCAAAAUGUCUUGAGAGAGGGGGAGGAGAGACGAAGAAGAACAAAACCAAAGAGGAGCCGAGCCACCUCCUACAGUUCCUCAUCACCUCCUUUACACCAUAGUCCCUCUUAGCUUUCUUUCGUAUCAAACUGCUGUUUCUGUCUCUGUUCUCUAUCUGUUUGGGGAUCAAAGCGCUCUGAGAAAAGAAGGGAUUUUUAUUUCCUUUUUUGGGGAAAUGACUCUUGGCUUAACUUCGGUGUGUAAUUUUCAGCUGAUUACUCUUGCAUUUUUUGUAUAAUUACGUGUUUUGGGGGUUUUAUGCUGAGUUUUUGGAUCUGAAAGUUGGAGAAUUUCAGUGGAUUUUUCAAAAUUGUGGGAUUAUUGAAGGGGGAAUUCAGUGGAUUAAAGUUUGCUUAUGAUUUAGUUUUUCGUCUUUUUAGGCAAGAAAUUGGAAAUUUGUUGGUAGUUUUAUAAAUUUGGGAAUUUGAAUUUGAUGGGUGAAGGUGAGGGAAGCGAAUUCCCUCCAAAAAAAGCGGCACAAUCGGACACGCAGGUGAGCUCGGAUUUCCCUGCGAAGAAGCUAGCGAGGCAGCUGGAUUUCACGCAGGGGAAUGUUGUCCUCCCAGACCAUCCUCAAUCGCAGCAGCAGCAGCAGCCUGUGACUCUGCCACUGCAGCAGAAGUCGGUUGCCGUCACUCCGCAUGGCCAACUGCAGCAGCAGCCGCAGAUGGUAGCGAUGGCAGCAGCGCCGCCGCCACAACAGCAUCCGCCAGCCAGGACUGUAAAGCCAGAAUCCCCAAAAUCAAAACCAAGACCGAAUGCUGAAUUGAAAGACGGUACUCCAAAGAGGCAAAAACAGUGCAACUGCAAACACUCACGGUGCUUGAAGUUGUAUUGUGAAUGCUUUGCAUCUGGAACAUAUUGUGAUGGUUGCAAUUGUGCAAAUUGUUAUAACAAUGUUGAAAAUGAAGCUGCUAGGCGAGAAGCUGUUGAAGCCACUUUAGAGCGGAAUCCAAAUGCAUUCAGGCCAAAAAUUGCUAGCAGUCCACAUGGAACACGAGAUAGUCGGGAGGAGAAUUUGGAAGGAUUAGUGUUGGGAAAGCACAACAAGGGAUGUCACUGCAAGAAGUCUGGAUGCCUUAAGAAGUACUGUGAAUGUUUCCAAGCCAAUAUUCUUUGUUCUGAAAAUUGCAAAUGCAUGGAUUGUAAGAAUUUUGAAGGAAGUGAGGAGAGGCAGGCUCUCUUUCAUGGGGACCAUGCCAACAAUAUGGCAUACAUUCAACAGGCUGCUAAUGCUGCAAUAACUGGGGCUAUUGGAUCUUCUGGCUAUACAUCACCUCCAGUAUCCAAGAAGCGAAAGGGUCAGGAACUUUUAUUUGGGCCAGCAGCCAAGGAUCCCUCCUUUCACAGGCUUGGGCAUUUUCAACAGGCAGUCCAUAUCAGGCCUUCUGCAUCUUCCAUUUCCUUGACCAUCAAUCCAGUUGCUCGUGCCACUAGCACAGCAACUUUGGGCCCUUCAAAAUUCACAUACAAGUCACUCUUGGCAGACAUUAUCCAAGCACAGGAUUUAAGAGAACUUUGCUCAGUUUUGGUGGUUGUGUCAGGUGAAGCUGCAAAGACACUUGCAGACCAAAGAAAUGCAACAGAAAAGCGGGUAGAUGAUCAUGCAGAAACUUCCCUUGCCUCAUCAACUCAAGACAGUUUGCAGGGCCAGAAGGAGGCUGAUGUUAAGAAAAUUACUUCCUAUGAUUGUUCCAGUGCAAACCAGGCUGAUAAAGUUGGCCCUGAUGAUUCUAGCUCAGAUGGUGCUGAUAUGCCAAAAGGAAGGCCUAUGUCUCCUGGAACUCUGGCAUUGAUGUGUGAUGAACAAGAUACAAUGUUUAUGGCAGCUGCUUCUCCCAAUGGGUUAACGGGCCAUGGAUGCAGCGCUACCUCACAGUUGCCUUGUGGACAGGGCAUGGCAGAUAUUUACGCAGAACAGGAAAGGAUUGUUUUAACAAAGUUUCGGGAUUGCCUUAAUAGGCUCAUAACAUUUGGAGAAAUAAAAGAAACGAAGUGUUCAUCAUUAGCGAGAACUGAACUGGGGAGUCAAGAAGAUCAAUUAAUCAAUGGCACAACGAGUGCCAGAGCUGAAUUCGGAAAACAACAGGGACCUUUUAGCAAUGGUAUUGCAAAACAUAUCACCAUACCUACAUCCAAGACAGCUCAGAUGGUUACUUCUAUGGUUGCCACCUCCAGUAAUGAUCUUCCUAAAGUUCCAGCCCUUCCACAAAAUGGGGAUAACAAACCAAUGACUUAAGAGAUUGUAAAAGAGAUUUUAGCUCUGAAGGCUGGCCCAAGUGGUGCUUCUGAAUUUGGUUGUACUAGAUCAAUGUUCAUCCUUGAUGCAAUCUUUAGCCACCAUUGGGUCCAUUGUUGGAACUGACCAGGAUCUGAUUUUAUUCCUCACGUCAUUAAAAUAUUUACACAUCAGUCUUCGGCUCCAGCCACAAUUCAAGUCUAAGUGGUGUAUUGCAGAGCCUUACAAUUACAUAGGACAUCUUAAGUGUUAUAACAUGGCAAUGACCAUCAUAGAUUGUAGAUUUUUCUUGUUCUAUUGACACCGUUAUUAAAGAAAGAGAAAAUUUAUGAUUUUUCAUCGAA
This is a messenger RNA of Hevea brasiliensis (rubber tree), 2961 nucleotides long. RefSeq names its product protein tesmin/TSO1-like CXC 5. Lineage: Eukaryota; Viridiplantae; Streptophyta; Magnoliopsida; Malpighiales; Euphorbiaceae. The coding region runs from base 812 to 2617 and encodes 601 amino acids. Gene Ontology annotation, cellular component: nucleus. The record is from RefSeq and is a predicted model, not a curated record. Gene Ontology annotation, biological process: regulation of DNA-templated transcription. The transcript is spliced from 8 exons.